Tyto alba (common barn owl) is the source of this 6332-nucleotide messenger RNA. It is a transcript of the gene ZMAT3, whose product is annotated as zinc finger matrin-type 3. The coding region runs from base 227 to 1096 and encodes 289 amino acids. Lineage: Eukaryota; Metazoa; Chordata; Aves; Strigiformes; Tytonidae. Gene Ontology annotation, molecular function: nucleic acid binding; zinc ion binding. The transcript is spliced from 6 exons. The record is from RefSeq and is a predicted model, not a curated record.
CCGCCGCGCUGCGGUCACUUCCUGCAGCUGGCGCCGGCGGUGCCCGGCGGUCCUGGCCCUCCCGCGGCCUCGGGCACCGGCUGAAGUUGUGCGGGGCGGGGGGGGGGGGACACGCAGGACAGCGGUAGCCGUGGGGGCCGGGGCCGCCGCUCGCAGUCUCCGCCGGCGUGAUCUAAAGAAGAUUCCUCAUCCUUUAGAAGUAGCAUGCUCACAAUCUUCCUGGCCAAUGAUUCUUCUACAGCAAGCAGGACUUAUUCCUCAUUCUGAGAAGCCUUCAUCUCUUCCUAUGUCAGUGGCUACAAGGCCAAGAGCCAACUCACCACUGUCCCCACCAAAAUCUCUCGGACUGGGGCCUUCCUUUCAUCACGCACAAGAAGAAGAGCUUGCGAAAGUGGUGGAGCAGGACCCUAUGCUGGAAGAACUAUGUAAGCCUCUGUGCUGUAAGCUUUGCAAUGUCACUCUGAAUUCAGCACAACAAGCCCAGGCUCAUUACCAGGGUAAAAACCACAGUAAGAAACUCCGGAAUUACUAUGCUGCCAACAGCUGUCCGGCACCUGCCAGAAUGAGUAGUUCGGUUGAGCCCACCCCGCCUCAGGUUGUCUCCCUGCCAGCUCAGAUGGGAUCCAGUAAACCAGGUGGCCGAGUGAUCUUGGCCACAGAGAAUGAUUACUGCAAGCUUUGUGAUGCCUCGUUUAGUUCUCCAGCUGUGGCACAGGCUCACUACCAAGGGAAAAAUCAUGCCAAACGGCUGCGUCUUGCAGAAGCACAGAAUAACUCAUUCUCGGAUGCAUCAGAACUAGGCAAACGAAGGGCAAGGAAAGAAGGGAAUGAAUAUAAGAUGAUGCAGAACAGAAGAAAUAUGUAUACAGUCCAAAACAACACAGGUCCCUACUUCAAUCCCCGCUCACGGCAGAGGAUUCCUCGGGAUCUGGCCAUGUGCGUCACUCCCAGUGGCCAGUUCUACUGCUCCAUGUGCAACGCCGGGGCCAGCGAGGAGAUGGAGUUCAGACAGCACUUAGAAAGCAAACAGCAUAAAAGCAAGGUGUCCGAACAGCGCUAUAGGAACGAGAUGGAGAACCUAGGCUAUGUACAAUGAUGCGCCACCCUUGGUAGUAGUUUGCAAAUAGAGCAGCUUGUCUCUCGCCUGCUGUUUGCCACAUGCCCUGCUUUGUGCUCCAUUUGAUAGGAGUAUGCUCUCGAGCUAUACAUGUAACACCUGCAAACUUAACGGUAUGGUUAGAUUUUUUUUCUAUCAUAGUUGGCAGGAUGACGCUGUGCAGGACAUGAAGUGUUUUUGAUGUUUGUUUGCUAAUUAUCUAAGGCUCUUCAUUGUAUUGAGUGGCGGGGAGGACUCUCUCUUCUCCCCAGCCUUCUGCAUGAAUAUGCAAAGCCCAAGAAGUGCUGGGAACUUCUGUGGUUCUACCACACAGGUGGGCCACGUGCAAAGCCCUCUCCUCUCUUUGCACGCUGCAGAGCAGUGCUCCAGAAUGCUUCGCUACAGCAGACUGAAUCUGGGCAGCUUGUAAAAGAGGGGCAGGAAUGGGGUGUGAAUUAGGUGGUGUACUUGUCCACAAAUUGCUACUUGUGGCCCCCAUUACAGCCCAGAGUAGGUUCCUUCCACAUCCUUGUAGAAAGGCUGUGCAUGUCUUCUCCUUGGAGGGUCUUGUGUAUUCAGAAAUACUCUCUUCUACCAGUUUACAAUGAAAGAAGAUUCUCAGUGUUGUUGGUUGGGCACCUUAAUGCAUCAAGGGUGUAGCUCAUCUUCCUGAAGAGAAACUGUGGGGAUCUCAGUGGCUUAAUGAAGUGAAUCAGAAAGCAGACUUGCUCAGAUAAGAUGUGCUCUGCUCUGAUUCUGCCUUAGACUGAGUAGGGUUGAGAAUAGGUUGGAAGGAGCUGUCAGCUGUAAUUUCUUUGCACACUGAUGUAGAAGAGAGCAAGUGUUGGUCUCUGGCCUGCAGCUGUAUUGCCCUGGGGGAGCAGGGCUGCCUGGACCUUGGGGAGCAGAUACCGGUGUGUCCCACUUCCAUGUCAUUCCCUGGACAAAGCCCAGUGGGUGUUACAGAGGAGAGCUGAAAUGCUCCUUUGGACUAGGGCUACCAAUAUUGGAUGAAUUUUUUCCCCUCUUUCUUUUCCCAUCUCAGGAUGGGUUUUAAUUCCAUUCCUUGAUGUGAACUUCACUGUUUUAGGGACCAUCAAAAAUCUGAAGUUAGGUAGGAUGUAAACGUCAGGGGUGAUGAUUGAGUAACAUCUUUUUGGUCAUGCAGAAGUAUUUGGGAAACUUGUUAAGCAACUUUGUAAGUGUAGACAAACCCAAAGGGUAUAUGUCUGUUUUGUUUUUCCUUAGUAAAAGUAGAAAGGGGAUAAAGAGCAGAAUUAGGGCUGAUGUUUAUUUUUCUGUGCACUUGGGUAGAUGUGAGGAGCUGUGAUUGGAAUCCAGUUCACAGUGUUUCUAAAACAUUGGCUCCAGUUGCAAGUGCAGCCUGUAGGUAGCCUCCAUUGGACCUGAUUCACCACUGUGCUGCUACUGCUGUACGCUAGUAUAGCUUCAUUGACUUCAGUGGCAGGUGCAGAGGGGGUAAAGGAAGCACCGUGGCUUGUCUCUCACUCCUCUUUAGGCAGUACGUUGAAUUAGAUGCAGCUUCAUUGGUUUCAGUAGCAUUUUACCAGGGAUAAAUUUUACCUAGUGCAUCAGGUUGAAGAUGGCUCCCCCACCCCCUUUUUUUGCCAUUCUGAUCCUGCCUCUUGCAUUCCAGAAGGACUUUUUGCUUGCCUUAAAAAAUUUAAAAUGAGUAAACUAACAAAAAAUCCAGAUAGUUUUUUAUUUGUCUUUCUUGUCCACCUCAAAAAGGUUUGUUGCACUUGGCUGCUUCUCAGAAAUCAAGUGUGGUUAUCUUUAGCUACCUGAGCAUCAGGUAGCCAUACAACCUUAACACAACCUUCCUAAAUCCAGGUAAGGUGAGCUUUUGCACAGUGGUCGAAAGCAACCCCCCACAUCAUUCGGUGCUGAUUCUUGUCCUGCAGUACAGGCAGAGCAAUGGAUAUCCUCUUGAAUGGAAUUCCCUCCCCUCCUUUGUGCUAAGCCCAAAUAAAUAGGGUUUGUGCACUGGAGUACGUAGGAAGGUAGGACAAGUGCCCAGGUUGUAAAGCACUGACUGAGCAGUUUUGACAGCCUGUAAGUCUGUUUCUUCCAUGCUUUCCUGCCCCUGGCUUACCCUCUGUGCAGCCUUGAAGAACAUUCCCCUUGCAAAAAUCUCUCAGCAGCCUUUUCCCCUCAUCUUUUUCAGUCAAAUAAGGGCUCUGGUUUUCUCUGUGUUCUGUCUUUUGUUGUGCUAGCCUGACACCACUGGGCAGGAACAAAGGGAGUUGGAUGAUCCUCACCACAAUGCGCUUUACCAGAGUGGGCCCCGCGUUAUGGUUAAACAUCCCUCUUGCUGUAAAUUCAAGUGUGGCAUUUCGAACAGACUGCUGUUAGUAGCGGAAAAACAACAUAUUGUGAAAUACAAGCAGGAGGAGCUAUAGGUACUGGUGUUGUCUAGCUUAUUGCUAGGGCCAAGAAGGCAUUUUUAUCUGCUUUCACAUGUCCUGAAAAUCAGCUGUUCACCACUUUGCUUUGGUUGCCACUCUUGCUCCCAGCCCAGCGAUCUGUUCCUCAUUUGGAAUUUUCAGUGACUGCUGGAGGUGUCAAAACUCAGUUUGCACCAUGUGCUGUUACCCCCUGGUAAGAGCUGCUGCAAACGUGCCACAGCACACCACUGUGUUUGGGAGGGGGUGCGAGGGAGGUGCAGGGGGCUGUUCCUGCGGGCUCCUCUCUGUGUGGGCAGAGUCUGGUUUUGAGGAAUGGCUUGAGCCUUUCCAGAACAGGGAGGCCUGUAUCUGCUUUAUUUUGUUCAAGGGAGUACAACAAGUGAAUGUCAUCAUCCUGAGAAUUUCUAAGUGGUGGGUUGCAGGUAUAAAGCAGACAGUAGGACUCAGACAGCAAGAGCAGGACAGGUUUCCUACAUGGGAGGAAAGAUAUUUCUUGCUGGGAUAAGCAGCUGAGACUCACUUUGCCCCAGUGCUCUGUUGUGACCCUUCUCUACAAGUGACCAAAGCUUUCCUCUCCCACUUCAGCAUUGCUUAACGGUUUGUGAUCUUCCCACUCUCCCUCCAGCACAGAAAACUGUUGACUGCAAAGAGGAAACACCCCACCUCACUAAUAUCAUUAGGGCUCAGGCCAAUCCAAAGUCAUACUUGUCAGCAUGAGAAACUGUGUGGAUCCUGAUGUUGGUUGUUUUGUUUUGUUUUGUUUUUGUGAAAGCUGUUCUCCAAAUCACCGUUCAAAACACAUAUUGAAAACAUGUCAUGGCCAAGCGCUAUUUGACAUAGAUGGGCUGGGGAGAAUUCCAUACAGCUGUAGUACCAUUUUCCAGACCCAAUGAAUCUUUUUCUCAUGUUAAACAAAGUACCAAACCCAAGAAACAGGACUUCUGUGAAGUUAUCACAUUGGCCAGUAGGUUAAUGACCUUUGCUGCUAGAAGUAAAAUAUAAAUCAAUGUGUUCAUAUUUAUUUUACUUUUCUGACCACUAAUUGAUUUGUUAAUAUUUAAGGCAUUAUUCUGUAAGUUGUUUUUGUUUAAAUAAAAAACCUCUACAUCGCACUUUGCUUUUGCAUCAGAAAAGGUAUUUAUUAUAUUUGUGAAAAUGUUUUCCCUCCCACAUAUGUAUCGUUUUCUUUCCCUUGAAGCAAGGAAAAAGAAAAUAAAAUAAAAAAAACAAAUAAACCCACCCCAAAAAAGCAACAACAAAAAAACCCCAAAUCCAACCAGUGAGUCAUCUUUGUUUCUUUUCAAGUCAAACAAAAUGGGGAUUUCCUUGCAACUUGCUCUUAAAUGUCCAUUUCUAAUAUUUUUUUUUUUUUCCUCCAAUGGUUCCUUUGGUAACUUGGGAUGAUAUUUUUAGAGACACAUGAAGUUCGUGCUACAUUUAAGCAUUUCUUUUAAGGCAAGGAAGUAAACUAUGUGGAAAUCAUGUAUUUGUGAGUAGUACGAAAAUAAUGCUAUUUUGUUUGUAUUAAGCAUUAGCUGUUAAUUUUGUAUUCUGCACUAAUGAGUAAAUGUGUUAUAAUCUUGCCUAACUUUGGUCUAUUUUUGAAUUUUUGCUUUUUUUUAUGUACAUCAAAAGGAACCCUGAAGACUUCUGUGGCGUUGCUUAGGAUGGUCAUCAGUGUCACAAAAUGCAGAUUUUUUUUUUUUUUCUCUGUAAAGCUUCUUGUCUCUUUUCCUUUCCUAGAUGCCCAUUAUAGGGUAUUAGAAGGGAAAGCUAUUGCCAUAAGCGUGGAUUCAUAUUUUAGCUUACUAAUGCAUGAUAUCCUUUUGCUAUGUUACUUAAGCAAUACUCUCACUGUAACCAAUGGGAAUCUUGCCCAAGUCAGGAGUAGAUUAAAUACCUGAGCUAAAUUUAUUAUGUUGGCUAGGGCCAGGCAAGGUACAUUGUUAAAAUUUGUCUUUUACUCCUAUGUUUGGGUUACAACACUUAAGGUUUUGCUUUCUGAGGAAUAUGCGUCUGGUUCUAUAAGGAUUUGGUCCUGCUCCAGCUAAACUAGUCUGAAGUACUUUGACUUUAGUUGAGUAGGAGCAAGCCUUGAAACCAUUCAGGAAUUUCAUACUGCUGAUGUUUUCUCAUAUAUGUGUAUUUUGUUUUGUGUUUUGUUUUUUUUUGUUUGUUUUUUUGUUUUGGUUUGGUUUUUUUUGUUUUUUAAUUUUACAACCAUAUAUACAAGGAUGCUCUGGAUGAGAUUGACACCUGUUGCUGAUUAUCAAAAAACAAACGGUGUGGUUGCCAAAGGAUUAGCAGAUAACAGAAGUGUGGACCUAGUUUCUUUGAACUUAGUGGCUAAGCUCCCACUGUUUUGAGCUGGGCUGGCUUCUUUGCCAUCUGCAUAAAUUUGGAAGUGAAAAAAUCUACUUUCAAAUAAAUGUGGUCAAAAAGUGGCUCUGGGAAUCUCUUCUUUUAAAAAAAAUGUCUCACAACUAAAAUUGUAUCUUUUUAUCUGAAAUAUCUGCAGGUCUAGGCAGGACUGCGGGUUUUUAAAAAUAAAAUCAGUUUUUCAGUCUGUUUUGCAGGAAAAAAAUUACUUGAUUUCAUUUUCUUCUGCAUUUGUCCAGCAACAUCAUUUACAAGUGCUUUGAAUGUGUUUCAUCUGGAGCCUUCUUGUCAGGUUGGUUUUGUACAUUUGUCCUUAUUUUCUUUAUAUUGUACUGACCCCCGUGAGGGAAUAGUUGAUGAAAUUUUUUUUUUCUUUUUCUAUUUUUCUUCUUCAGUAUACAAUAAAUCAUCUUGUUCUUAUCAUUGUA